Messenger RNA from Patiria miniata (bat star), 779 nucleotides. Its product is annotated as MORN repeat-containing protein 2-like. Bases 119 to 562 code for a protein of 147 amino acids. The record is from RefSeq and is a predicted model, not a curated record. The transcript has 4 exons. Lineage: Eukaryota; Metazoa; Echinodermata; Asteroidea; Valvatida; Asterinidae.
CAUAAUUGUUACCAUAGCGAGAAGUGGACGCUGCCGCAUAUGAUCAAAAAUACCACUAAAAACUAGCAAAUUUCUUAGAGAAGUCGUUAAUUUGCAUGGAAAACAAUCUUUUGCACCAAUGCCGGGUAAAACAAAGAAAGUAGAGAAGGAAGAGGAGACACCUGCUGCACCGUUAAGUGGCGUCUACAUCUUCCCUAAUGGAGAUAAAUAUGACGGAGAGUAUAUUAUGACCGAUGACGGUGCGUUGGAACGAUCAGGAAAGGGUACGCACACAACAGCAAACGGCACGGUGUACGAGGGGGAUUGGGCCCAGGAUAAAAUGACAGGACACGGCCGUCUGACGCACCCUAACGGGAGUGUGUACGAAGGGGAGUUUGUUCAGAACCAAUUCCACGGGAGGGGGAAAUACACAUGGCCCAAUGGAGCGGUCUACCAGGGAAACUUCAAUGAGAACAGAAUGGAAGGAGAAGGUGAUUUCACAGACACCGAUCACCAAGUCUGGGUUGGAACAUUCCGCUACAAGGCUGCACCAGGACUCAAGUUUAAAUUAGGGGUUGCAUGAGGAGAUGCCUGUUGGAGGAUGGGUUUGGGGGGAGGAGGGGGGGGGGGGCGGGGGAACUUCUCAUUUCAAAAGUGACCCUGGCCCUCAGUAUUCAUGUCUGAGCAGGCUUGAUCAGAAAAUUUGCGAAGGAAAAACAAACGGCAUUAACAUGCAUUAACGUAAAAUAACUUGCAUUUUUCUGUAAAAUGGCCGAUAUUUCUUGGGCCAAAAAAAAAAA